This is a messenger RNA of Petromyzon marinus (sea lamprey), 1678 nucleotides long. Lineage: Eukaryota; Metazoa; Chordata; Hyperoartia; Petromyzontiformes; Petromyzontidae. The record is from RefSeq and is a predicted model, not a curated record.
UGGAGGAGGUGAAGCAGGUUGAAGAGGUGGAGGAGGUGAAGCAGGUGGAGGAGGUGGAAGAGGUGGAGGCUGUAGCCAGGAGAACGUCGACGCCACGCGGCAGCAAGCGCGACCGAGAUGCCGCAGGACGUCCCCGGAUCAGCCCCGAGGAAACCGCUGCCAGGAUGCCGCCACCACCACGGCCGCCACCACCGCGGCCGCCACAGGGGGCCCUCAGGAAGAGGACGAUGGCUCUGAAGAGAGGUGGUGGCGAGCCUGAGGAGGAGGAGGCUGGGGGGGGCAGAGUCCCCGAAGCGCCGGCGAAACGUCCGCGCCACGGCCCGGGACGGCGACGCCGGGACGAGGGAGUUCCCGCUCGGCACGCGGAAGCCGAGACCGGCGCCGGCGAGCGUGACGCCGCGUCCGGGCGAGAGCCUCCGGCCCGGGGGGAGGGGAAGAGGAGGAGCGCCGGUGGGCGAGCCGAGGGAGGGGAAGUGGAGCGGGCGAAGGGAUGGCGCCGCUUGCGCCUUGGCAACUCGGCGGAGGAGACUUCGACGAGGGGCGGGAGGGCGGAUGAGGACGACGAGGCGGAGCGUUCGUUGGUAAGCGGCGACGACGAUGAUGGGACUGCGGACGGAGAACGCGUGGCCGGAACUCCUGCCGCUGCCUCACCCAAAGCUGAGACCUCGUGGUACAGGCCUGGGGUGCGGUCCCCCUCCAGCACCCCGGCGCAGGGGAUCGGAGCCCCCCGAUUGGGGGCCUCGGGGAUCGCCGGCGCCGCCAGCCCCUCCAUGUCUCCCGACGCCGACCCCGAUGCUCUGUCGACUUUCACCAUCGAGGACAUCUUCGUGGAAGUCCAGUGACGUCCAGCUGCAGAGCCGAGCGCGAUGCGGGCUUCGCGCUCUGCAUCAUCAUCAUCAUUGGCAUCAUCAUCUUUAAUCCACGGUCAAUCAGCCGCUGGAUGAAGGCCGCCACCCCAAGCCGCCCACCGCCUCUCGCGAUCCCGCGAUGCGACCCGCGCGACGUAGCCACUCGCACGUGAGCUGAUGUCGUCGCCCUGUGGCUUCACUCUUCGUCAUCAUCAUCACCUUCGCGUUAAUAUUUACAUCGCGCCAAUACGUCUCGCGUCGCGCUUGUGGGGUGCCCAAGCCACCGCAUUUUUUCCCGCCGUGUUUAUCGCUUUGUUUGUUUAUUUAUCAAGUAUUUAUUAAGGAAUCGGCCUAUCAGAUGGUGAAAUCACCCGAGCCGUUUGUUGGCUCUGGAAGUUGCGGUCCAAAGGGUGGGUCGGCGACUUCGCUCGGUGCCGUGAAAUCGUGGGAAUGUGACGACUCGGUUUUUUUGCGAGUUGUCCACGUGUUGUAUUGUACGUUGAAUUUCUUUCGCAAGGACGAACAAACAAAACGCAGAAAGCGGUUCACAACUCGGGACGUGGACCGACUUUCUUUUCUUGCCAUCGCGGUCCCUCCGGGUAGCGUCUGCGGUGAUGUGUUCCGGACCGAUGUUUUGAAAACUUGGGGCUGCUAAUCGUUGCGGACCUCGAGAAUUUCCAAAAUCAUCCGGGAUUCGCCCUCAAUCUUCUCAGAUGUUUGAAGCUAAGCGGGGCCGCGUGGAUUUUACACCAGGCCCUCCGGUUUCCCCCUCCGCAUUUAGAAUCAGCAUCACGCGUUUAGAGUGUUUGGCUGCUAUAUAUUUCCACGUG